Molecule: messenger RNA, 399 nt
Organism: Triticum turgidum subsp. durum (durum wheat)
Lineage: Eukaryota; Viridiplantae; Streptophyta; Magnoliopsida; Poales; Poaceae
Source: the annotation of a GenBank genome assembly
AUGGCCAACAAUGGCGUCAAGGUCACCUACAUCGAGACGCAAUUCGUCACCUCCGACGCCGCGGGCUUCAAGUCCCUCGUGCAGCGCCUCACCGGCAAGUCCGCUGAAACCGGAGCCGAAGCCGGAGCAGCACCUCCGCUCCACCGACCGCGCCCCAGCCGCCCAGCCGCCGAGAGGAGGAACGCUGUCGCCGGAGCACGAAGCCAUUUCAUGCCCGCCACCGCGGGCGCGGUCGGUACAGCCGGGAACGACGUGCGGGCUGCCAACGCCAACGCCAACGCCAACGCCGGCGCCGCGCAGCCGUGUCCGGAUGAGCUGUACGGGUUCUGCGAUUACUCAGAGCUGUUCUCCGCGGGCGAACGGCGCCAUGGCGGCGGUUACAGUGAUUUCCUCUAUUGA